Molecule: messenger RNA, 5821 nt
Organism: Aethina tumida (small hive beetle)
Lineage: Eukaryota; Metazoa; Arthropoda; Insecta; Coleoptera; Nitidulidae
Gene: Chc
Product: clathrin heavy chain
Exons: 9
Coding region: 209-5263 (1684 amino acids)
Biological process (GO): intracellular protein transport; receptor-mediated endocytosis
Cellular component (GO): clathrin coat of trans-Golgi network vesicle; cell cortex; clathrin-coated endocytic vesicle
Molecular function (GO): clathrin light chain binding; structural molecule activity
Source: RefSeq, a predicted model, not a curated record
UCCAACGUCUACAAAAUUCAAAGAGAGACCCCAACACGGCGCCAUAUUGAUUCGGGGUGUCAGUGAUCUGUCAGUGUGUAACAAAAACCGACGCUAUACAACUAAACAAACCCAGCUGGACACGUAAAACGCGAACACACCGUGCUGAACGGCCCGCCCCCCGGAUAAUCACCACUUGCGGUUUGUACGGCAACCAGCGGCCGCCGCCAUGACGUCCCAAUUGCUCCCGAUUAAGUUUCAGGAACACCUACAGUUAACGUCGGUGGGCAUAAAUGUGGCCAACAUUUCGUUCGCCACCCUCACCAUGGAGAGCGACAAGUUCAUAUGUGUGAGGGAAAAAGUGGGCGACACUUCGCAGGUGGUCAUCAUCGAUAUGGCAGACACUGCUAAUCCCAUCAAGAGACCGAUCACUGCUGAGAGUGCUAUUAUGAACCCAGCAUCCAAAGUAAUUGCUUUGAAAGGUAAAGCAGGUGCUGAAGCACUGAAGACCCUUCAGAUUUUCAACAUCGAAAUGAAGUCAAAAAUGAAGGCUCACACCAUGACCGACGACGUAAUCUUCUGGAAGUGGAUCAGCCCCAACACCUUGGCUUUAGUAACUGAAACUUCAGUUUUCCACUGGUCAAUGGAGGGUGAUUCCACCCCUGUAAAGAUGUUCGACCGCCACUCCUCGUUGAAUGGUUGCCAGAUCAUCAACUACCGCACAGAUCCCAAGCAAAACUGGUUACUUUUGGUCGGAAUAAGUGCCCAACAGUCCCGUGUUGUCGGUGCCAUGCAACUGUACUCCGUAGAAAGGAAAUGUUCCCAACCCAUCGAAGGACACGCAGCCUCUUUCGCCACGUUUAAAAUGGACGGCAAUCCCGAGCCUUCCACCCUGUUUUGCUUCGCCGUACGCACCGUGCAGGGCGGCAAGCUGCACAUUAUCGAAGUUGGUCAAAGUCCCGCAGGCAAUCAACCCUUCCCCAAGAAAACGGUGGACGUGUUCUUCCCCCCUGAGGCACAGAACGAUUUUCCUGUCGCCAUGCAAGUCUCCACCAAAUACGACGUUAUUUAUCUGAUCACCAAGUAUGGCUACAUCCACAUGUACGACAUAGAGAGUGCCACCUGCAUUUACAUGAACCGCAUCUCUAGCGAGACAAUCUUCGUCACCGCCCCCCACGAAUCAACCGGAGGAAUAAUCGGCGUUAACAGACGUGGACAGGUCCUGUCCGUGUCCGUGGACGAGGACAGCAUAAUCAGAUACGUAAACACCGCCCUCCACAACCCCGAUCUGGCCUUAAGAAUCGCCACACGCCUCAACUUAGCGGGCGCCGAGGAACUGUUCGUCAGCAAGUUCCAACUCUUGUUCCAGAACGGACAGUACGCCGAGGCAGCCCGAGUGGCCGCAAACGCCCCCAAGGGAAUACUGCGUACGCCCACCACCAUCCAAAUGUUCCAGAACGUGCCCACGCAGGCCGGCCAGAACAGUCCCCUUUUACAAUACUUUGGCAUACUCUUGGAUCAAGGACAAUUGAACCGGUAUGAGUCGCUGGAGCUGUGCAAACCAGUACUGUUGCAGGGCAGGAAACAACUGCUGGAAAAGUGGCUCAAGGAGGAGAAGUUGGAGUGUAGCGAGGAGCUCGGAGAUUUGGUUAAGCAGGCGGAUCCCACUUUGGCACUAGCCGUUUACUUGAGAGCCAACGUACCCGCUAAGGUUAUUCAGAGCUUUGCCGAGACAGGGCAGUUCCAGAAGAUCGUAUUGUAUGCCAAGAAGGUGUCCUACACGCCCGACUACAUUUUCCUCUUGAGACAAGUGAUGAGGAGUAACCCAGAUCAAGGCGCCACGUUCGCCGCCAUGCUAGUGGCUGACGAAGAACCUUUGGCUGACAUCAACCAAAUUGUGGACAUCUUCAUGGAACAAAACAUGGUACAACAAUGCACCGCCUUCUUGCUGGACGCACUGAAGAACAACCGUCCCACCGAAGGUCAUCUGCAGACCAGACUUUUAGAAAUGAACUUGAUGAGUGCCCCACAAGUCGCCGACGCAAUUUUAGGCAAUAACAUGUUUACCCACUACGACAGGGCGCACAUUGCGCAGCUGUGCGAGAAGGCGGGACUGCUACAACGUGCCCUCGAACACUACACGGACUUGUACGACAUUAAACGAGCGGUCGUGCAUACCCACUUGCUGUCCGCCGAUUGGCUGGUCAGCUUCUUCGGCACACUAAGUGUCGAGGACAGCUUGGAGUGUCUUAAAGCCAUGCUAACGGCCAACAUUCGCCAGAACUUGCAGAUCUGCGUGCAAAUUGCCACUAAAUACCACGAACAAUUAACAACUAAAGCCCUUAUUGACUUGUUUGAAAGCCACAAGAGUUAUGAAGGGUUGUUCUACUUCCUUGGCUCUAUUGUUAACUUCUCUCAAGACCAGGAGGUCCACUUUAAAUACAUACAGGCGGCCUGCAAGACGGGACAGAUUAAAGAGGUCGAACGCAUUUGUAGGGAGUCCAAUUGCUACAACCCGGAGCGCGUGAAGAACUUCCUCAAAGAGGCCAAACUAACUGAUCAGCUGCCUUUGAUCAUCGUAUGCGAUCGCUUCGAUUUCGUGCACGACCUGGUGCUCUAUCUGUACAGGAACUCGCUGCAGAAGUACAUCGAGAUCUACGUGCAAAAGGUCAAUCCGAGCCGUCUGCCCGUGGUCGUCGGCGGUCUUCUGGACGUGGACUGUAGUGAGGACAUCAUCAAGAACCUGAUUCUGGUCGUGCGCGGCCAAUUCUCCACCGACGAGCUAGUCGAGGAGGUCGAGAAGAGGAACAGAUUGAAGUUGCUUCUGCCUUGGUUGGAGAGUCGCGUCCACGAAGGUUGUGUGGAACCGGCCACACACAACGCCCUGGCUAAGAUCUACAUCGACUCCAACAAUAACGCCGAGCGUUUCCUUAAGGAGAAUCAGUGGUACGACUCCCGGGUCGUCGGUAGGUACUGCGAGAAGCGUGAUCCUCACCUGGCUUGUGUGGCGUAUGAAAGAGGGCAAUGCGAUCGUGAGUUGAUCGCCGUUUGUAACGAGAAUUCCUUGUUCAAGUCGGAGGCUAGAUAUUUGGUACGUCGCCGUGAGCCCGAGUUGUGGGUGGAGGUGUUGCAGGAGAGCAACCCGUUCAGACGCCAGUUGAUCGACCAGGUGGUCCAGACAGCAUUGAGCGAAACUCAAGAUCCCGAAGACAUUUCUGUUACCGUUAAAGCCUUUAUGACCGCCGACCUGCCCAAUGAGCUAAUCGAGUUAUUAGAGAAGAUCGUGCUGGAUAAUUCCGUCUUUUCGGACCAUCGCAACUUGCAGAACCUGUUGAUUCUGACGGCCAUCAAAGCUGAUGCCACCAGAGUUAUGGAUUACAUCAACCGAUUGGAUAAUUACGACGCCCCGGAUAUCGCCAAUAUUGCUAUCAACAAUCAUUUGUACGAGGAGGCCUUUGCCAUUUUCAAGAAGUUUGACGUUAACACUUCAGCCAUCCAGGUGCUGAUUGAACAAGUCAACAACUUGGAUCGUGCCUACGAAUUCGCUGAAAGAUGCAAUGAGCCCGCAGUUUGGUCCCAACUGGCCAAAGCUCAGUUAAACCAAGGCCUGGUAAAAGAAGCCAUCGACUCCUACAUAAAGGCGGACGAUCCUUCUGCCUACAUGUCAGUGGUGGAGACCGCGUCCAAGAACAACAGUUGGGAGGACCUGGUCCGCUAUUUGCAAAUGGCUCGCAAGAAGGCGAGAGAAAGCUACAUCGAAUCCGAAUUGAUCUACUCGUACGCGAAGACAGGACGUCUGGCCGACUUGGAAGAGUUCAUUAGCGGCCCGAAUCAUGCGGACAUCCAGAAGAUUGGCGACAGGUGUUUCGAGGACAAGAUGUAUGAUGCCGCCAAGUUGUUGUACAACAACGUCUCCAACUUCGCCAGGUUGGCCAUCACUUUGGUCCACCUCAAGGAGUUCCAGGGUGCGGUUGAUAGUGCAAGGAAAGCCAACAGCACAAGAACGUGGAAGGAGGUGUGCUUCGCCUGCGUGGACGCCGAAGAGUUUCGUCUGGCCCAAAUGUGUGGCAUGCAUAUUGUUGUGCACGCCGACGAGCUUCAGGACCUCAUCAACUACUACCAAGACAGAGGUUACUUCGAAGAGCUAAUCGGGCUCUUGGAGGCUGCCCUAGGUUUGGAACGUGCCCACAUGGGUAUGUUCACAGAACUGGCCAUCUUGUAUUCGAAAUACAAGCCAGCCAAAAUGCGUGAGCACCUGGAAUUGUUCUGGAGUCGAGUCAACAUCCCGAAAGUGUUGCGUGCUGCUGAACAGGCACAUCUGUGGGCCGAGUUGGUGUUCCUGUACGACAAGUACGAGGAGUAUGACAACGCGGUGCUGAGCAUGAUGGCCCAUCCCACAGAGGCGUGGCGUGAGGGACAUUUUAAGGAUAUAAUCACCAAGGUGGCGAACAUUGAGCUCUACUACAAGGCCAUUCAGUUCUAUCUCGACUACAAACCUUUGCUUUUGAACGAUCUGCUUUUAGUUCUCGCCCCCAGAAUGGACCACACCAGAGCCGUCAGCUUCUUCACCAAAACCGGCCACCUGCAACUGGUUAAAUCAUACCUUAGAUCAGUACAAAACUUGAAUAACAAGGCCAUAAAUGAAGCUCUUAAUUCGCUUUUGAUUGAAGAGGAAGACUUCCAGGGUCUCCGCACUUCUAUUGACGCCUUCGACAACUUCGACAACAUUGGUCUGGCACAGCGUUUGGAGAAGCACGAGUUGACAGAGUUCAGACGCAUCGCCGCUUAUUUAUACAAGGGCAACAACCGUUGGAAACAAUCAGUCGAAUUGUGCAAAAAGGACAGAUUAUUCAGGGACGCGAUGGAGUACGCGUCGGAGUCCAGGAGUCAAGAGUUAGCCGAGGAGUUGCUGGCUUGGUUCUUGGAACGCAAGGCCUACGAUUGUUUCUCAGCCUGUUUAUACCAGUGUUAUGAUUUGCUGAGGCCCGACGUGAUCCUGGAGCUGUCUUGGCGCCACAACAUAACAGACUUCGCGAUGCCCUAUUUCAUUCAAGUGACCAGGGAGCUGACGCAGAAGGUGGAGAAGCUGGAGCUGUCUGAUGCGCAAAGACAGAGUGAAGCAGCCGAAGAAACCAACAAACCGAUGAUGAUCCCCGAGCCCCAGUUGAUGCUGACAGCUGGUCCAGGCAUGGGCAUUCCUCCACAACAGUACGUUCAACCGCAGGGUUACGCCCAACCCGGUUACGCACCCCAGAUGCCCUACCAAGGCUACCCGGGGAUGUAAUAAUGCACCGUUUUUAAGAAAAAAUCCUAGUUGCGUUCAUUUUUAGCCGAUUUGCAUAUAGUUAAACGAACGUUUUUUAGCCAGAAUUCAAGGACGAACAAACAGGUCGAAAUACCAACACCGUUCAGAUAUAUAAGGAAAUCAAUAUUUCGGAUUAUUUUGUAUAAUAAUUUUUAUUAAGCGUAGUAUUUUCUGUUUUUUAAGGCCGCGGCAGUGCGGGUACAAUAUUAACUGAUUGUACUGUACAUAUACACGUGGACAUUGUAUUUGUUGUAAGCAAAAAACAUUAAUUAAAAUAUGUUCUAUGUUAUUUGUACUGUAAUAUAACUUGGAAGUUGCACUACAUCGCCAAAGAUUGUCCGUUCACACACAGAUUUUACAUAUUAAGUGUACUCUUUUGGUAUGGCAAUUUUACAAGUUAUGUAAUUGUGUAUGUUCUUUCAUGCAAGCAUCAUUCCUUUAUUCUCCCUUUAUUAUUAAUAUUAUAUUAUUUAAUUAAUUAUUAAUUAUAAAAUAAUAUGUAUAUGCUGAAUAUAUAAUAAAAUUAUCAAUGUUUAA